Pyricularia grisea is the source of this 2290-nucleotide messenger RNA. RefSeq lists its product as uncharacterized. Gene Ontology annotation, biological process: regulation of DNA-templated transcription. NCBI's taxonomy places the organism in Eukaryota, Fungi, Ascomycota, Sordariomycetes, Magnaporthales, Pyriculariaceae. The transcript has 2 exons. The record is from RefSeq and is a predicted model, not a curated record. The coding region runs from base 512 to 1972 and encodes 486 amino acids. Gene Ontology annotation, molecular function: DNA-binding transcription factor activity.
CCUAGGUUCUGAUUUGUCCGACCGCCCUGGUAGAAUCGGAUAGAUGCAUGCAUUAGUUUCGACACAAGUCCCUGGGUCGCAUACAGUGCCUGGUACCCUCUUGUCGAGAUUAGGAACAAUUUGCCUCGAGUGAGCAGCUGGAUGGCAUGCAACAAAGGAGCCCAUAAUAACAUGGUUGUUUGGACCCCGUACCUCCAAGCGAGUACACCACCAUGGGCUCACCUAUCACGUCGCCAGACCCUGCACCCUACCGGUUCAAGGCCUUACCACUUUCGCACUCAUCGUAAAAUUCACGCCCGGACUGAUAAAUGUCUCUUGCCCAGCUCCGGGCUUUAUUGUGUUUUUAUUUUGGCUUACUUGACUACCGACAAAGAAAUAACAACUGGCCUGCCGCGCAUCGGAAAGGAAAACGGCCGUGGCCAGGCAAGGUCAGCACAAGCAGAGGACUCAUCUGGGAACGAUUCCAUAUGCAGUACUAUGAUUGUGCUUAGGCGGCCGCAAGAGCACUCACAUGGAGCCAAACAGCAACCGAAGCUUUCUCGGAACCGCACCGGACAGCGGAUAUGGCUCUGGGGCUCAUGCAUCUCCUAUCGACUACCACAACUAUCAGACUGAUAUGAACAAUCAUGGAAUGGGGCUUGAUGCCAUGGAUCAAGGCGAUCGGUCGUCGUUGCUGAAUGGCUCUUACAAUACACAGCAAGAUUACCCCGGGAUGAAUGGCAGCACUGGUGCUCUGGAUCCCGACGAGGCAAUGAACUACUUCCAAGGCGGUAACGUGUGGGGAAGUUAUGACAGGCACCUGUUUGGCUUUGGCACAAAUUUCCUGCCAUAUCAAGAUCCCAGUCAGAAUCCUUGGACAUCGACAGACAUGUCCUCCUUUUCCUUGCACCAACCGCCUCAAGCUUGGCAGACAGCAAUGAUGACCCCGCCGGCUGAAUCUUACGACUUGAGCCGUUCAUACCAGCCGGAGACGCCGAUGGAACCCUUCAAACAGUCAGCAGAGAUCCAAACAGAUACGUCUGGCUAUGGUUUCCCACAGCAGAAUGGCCAACACGAUGUGUUCAUCCCUGAUACACAUACGAAUGCUGUCAAGUUCGAAGCCAACGCACUGAACUCUUGCCCGGAAUCAUCACCAGCCACGCCGGCCAGUUAUGCUGCCACACCGACCUCUUCCAGAAUGUCUUCGCUGCUAUACCAGCUUAGUGAGGAUCGUUCAAACGAUGAAGCUAUGAUUGCGGAAUCAUCAGUGGGGACUUCCCUUGCACCGGUUACAACAAGGUCGCCAAUGAAUUCUAUCCCAAGCCAACUCUCUACUCCGAUGCCUGCGAGCAUGGAGGAUGAAGUUUGCGCUUCGGCAAUUCAUCCUAAUCUUUCGGGCUUAUCUCCUCAAUCGACUGGAACAAAUGGUAUUCCAGACCUUGCCACUGCAAAGCCGGAUAACGGCAGAAACGACACCCGCAUGGAAUCGGUAACCAAAACGGGGAAGGCAACAAACACAACUGCCAAAGAACGGCGUGUGCGGGCUCCCAGACCUCCGGGAAGUAACCGAGUCGCAGCCAAGAAGUGCCGUGAAAAGACCAAAAACAACGAGAAGGAGCUGGAGUUUCGAGAACGAAAUAUGGGAACCCUCAACAUGCUGCUCAAGAGGGAGCUGGAGCACGUGGUGCGAGAGGCCGUCGAAUGGCGAACGAGACUCCUUGCCCAUGCCCACUGCGACAAUCCCAGCAUCAACAACUGGAUUAGUGCCAGGGCUGUGGAGAUCUCUGAAACCGUGUCCUCGGCAUCUAGACAGACGUCAUCUGAAGCCAGGCUGCAGUCCAUGUCGCCAACAAUUGGGUCGACCUUGCGUCUACAAUCCUUGGAAUUGAGGCCUGCUCAUGAUCGACACCUUCGGCCCCAGUUUCAAUCGUCGCAGUCGGUCGAAGAAGCACCGAACCAAUGUCAUGGGCCCGCGGCAGCUCCUGACGGCUAACGCCGGUCAAAGUCGGACCCAUAAUACCAGACUCGGUCAAUGUCAUCAAAGAGGAAGUGGAACAUGAACUCCCCAUUGCAGCUGCAAGGCUGCCACAUGGCUUGUCUUUUUUCUUUUUCAGAACCGAACGAUGAACAGAAAAGAAAAAUAAAUAAAAAAACACCAAAAAGAAAACACAAAAAAAAACUGGAUAUUGGGAAACCGGAUCAGGAAACAGAUAACCUUCCUCUUAGCCAGGUUAGGUCUUGUAUAUAACGCCCCCAACCCCUACCACCACUUGUACACAUACGUAUACUUGUGACUAGGAAUCACGAGAGA